AUGCUAAUACAUGGUGUCAAAAAUCGUACCUACGCAAAGAUACACAGCAGCAUAGGUGGGCAUGAUCAAUAUACUGGCAAAAAUCCAUCCAAAAUACGAGAAAUUUACAGUGAGAUAAGCAUAAAAGUAUAUGUGUUUUACAGCUUACCUUCAGCUUCUGGUUUAGCAUUUCGGCAUGAGCUUAAGAUCAAACGAGCUCAAAGGCGAAUGAGUGAUGACAGAUGUCAAAAUAAGUCUAGAGAACAUCGAAAUUACAGAUCUUAUGUUACCACUACGUGCACUUUGGCUGUCCCAAAAGACAGCGCUGUCUUUCAAAAUUUAUUUAUUGUUACUGAGGGUGACCAAGAGCACAAUUGGGACAACAAGUCAAAAGAAGUAUUUUUUAUGAAAGAAAGCACACUGUUUUUAAACGGCCAGCGUUUGAAAUCAUUCGAAUCAAGCGAAAUGAGUAUAGCCAGUAUUCUACCAGGUCGAAUUAGCACGUCCGUAAAAGGUGGUCGCAGGCUUUGGAGGGAACAAGGAAUCACGCAAUAUAGCUCGCAAUUGUGUUGGUUGAUCGAAUGCUUGAAUACAUGUGGACAUUUAGGACUCAAGAAGAGGACGGAAAUUGAUAGACCCAGUAGACUAUAUACUGGCACCCAGGACACAACGAAAGUUACCAGGAAAACCUCAGAAAUAAUUGACUCAGAGGCCAGAAUAACAGGAGUGUUGGAAGCUGGAAUAACAAUUGAAGCUAGGCCCGACUGCAGUAACGUAGCUAAUGACAAGUCAGACAGACUAAGACUAUAGAAGUGUCAAAUUGCUUACAACUUGAAAAUAGCAGAGAAGAGUUAUGCCUAAAGUUAAUUAUCCCAAGAAUAGGGUGGA
This is a messenger RNA of Mucor mucedo, 867 nucleotides long. RefSeq lists its product as uncharacterized. The coding region runs from base 1 to 789 and encodes 262 amino acids. The transcript has 8 exons. The record is from RefSeq and is a predicted model, not a curated record. Lineage: Eukaryota; Fungi; Mucoromycota; Mucoromycetes; Mucorales; Mucoraceae.